[Candida] anglica is the source of this 303-nucleotide messenger RNA. NCBI's taxonomy places the organism in Eukaryota, Fungi, Ascomycota, Pichiomycetes, Serinales, Debaryomycetaceae. The record is from the annotation of a GenBank genome assembly.
CGUACAAGAAAAAUUGUGCAUUAACGGUAAUCUAGCUAUUAACAAAAAAUCCUUUAUCUUUCGGCUUUAACAUGAAAUUAGGUUAUGUCCUUCAACGUUUUCGUUUUAUCGAGUUUGAUCUACCCCCCUGGAAAACGCCACCUUGUUACGUUUCAAUUAAGUCUUUGUCUUUGAAUAACAUAACCAAUGUGGUAAUUUUUAGAGGAAGGGGGUUUAAAUAUAAAGGUGUAAUUCUACUUUAAUUUUAUAGCUAUGUAUCUUAGUUAGUGACAUAAAUUUCUAAAACAAACUAACAAUAUUCAU